GUAGAGAUGUUAUUAUGAAUCUACGAGCUGAAAAGUUAAUUCCUUUUAGGCCAUGAGGGGAAAGGAUUCGCACUCAAAUCGUUUAUAGUCUCACUCUGCACUAAGUGAGAUUUUCACCAAAUCAUUUUAACAUCGCUGUGUAGGGCCCUAAGUGAAGCAGUCUGAAUAAGUGCUCUUCGCGAGGCAAAUUCGCCGCUCUCAAUAUUCUCAUCGAUAAUUUGGAUCCUUGAAUGUUAAAGAAGAACCCCCUCUUCUGGACGAAACCUUUCGACGAAAUGCUUUUGCAUGGAAUCUUAAUCAUUUUUGGUGCUAUGACUGUGCCAACUUCAGCACGAGAUGGGCAUUGCUCCCGCCCUGAUGAAACACUCGGACCCUCAGAGCUGAACGGUUCAGACUGUCAGCAAUAUGUUAGAGAAAUGUCUCGGUACUGGCAUAGGAUGAAAUGUGGCAAUGAAACACCUGCAUCUAUUGACGAAACCUGUUGUCACUCUUGGUGUGAGCAGCUGACCUCCUGUUUCAGUCAGUUGCCUCCUUGGAAAAAAGACUGUGUUAGAAUGUGGAGGUGUAGGAAAAAACCUCGCAAACAGAUUUCGAUUAUAUUGACAAAUACAACAGACUCGUCGUAUUUGGGCAGAAUCAAAGUGAAACAGUGCUGGGCGAAGAAACCGAAUUUUCCCGCCAUUAAGAUAACACCAUCAAGCGAAUUUUCAAACAAGAAACUUGUUGACACCAUCCUAAAGGAAUUGAUUGACUCUUCUGGAAAUGAUGUAAAUCAAGAAAAGAUGGAACGCACUUUCCUCACUGUCACCAAUUUGGAGGAGUUCAUUGGGAAUUAUGCUCAAAAUCACCUAAAUCAAACCGUACCUAAGAUGAACAUCAGUAGUGAACAUGCAGAUAUUUUGGUCAGGAAGAUUUUCCACGAAAAUGAGACUGGAGUACAACUUGAGGAUGAUAAAGGAGAAAACUACGUCAGCCUUCCUGUUACAGGCUUCGAUAACGGAUCAGUUGUACUUUGUGUCAUUUACAAAGAUCUCCAUGAAGUAUUCCUGAAAAAGCAGGCCGACUCUACUCCUCUCAAUAGAUUCAGUAAUAUCUUGUCUGCAACGAUAUGGCCGAGGAACAACACUUUCAGAAAGAAUGUUACACUGAAAUUUAAAAACCUAGCGGACGCGCCGGAUGGAAGUUGCGUGUUUUGGAAUACUUCGGAAAACAGCUGGUCCAGACAAGGGUGUCUCCUGCUAUCGAAGAACGAGUCUUACACCGAGUGUAGUUGCAAUCAUUUGACUCACUUUGCCGUUCUUAUGCAGUUUGACAGGGGAACUAGCGAUAACGGUUUAACUAAGACGGACGAAAAAGCGCUGGAAAUUCUCACAUAUGUGGGCUUGUCUUUUUCUCUGGUUGGAAUCACUUUAACAAUCAUCAGUUAUGCUGUUCUUACAGACAUGAGGGGGCCCUUAUCUCAGAUUCGAGUGAGUCUAGUCGCUUCACUUGGCGCAGGUCAACUUUUCUUCCUAGCCGGAAGUGGUGCUGUUGAGAACAAGUCUGCCUGUGUUACAGUAGCAGCUUUUGUUCAAUAUUUCCUAAUGGCCGCUUUCUGCUGGAUGUUGAUCGAGGGAGUUUAUCUCUACCUGUUUGUUGUAAAAGUUUACAACAUCAACGACAAGAUGAAGGUUUCACAUGGAUUUUCAUGGGGUCUACCCGCUCUCGUCGUUUCCAUAUCGCUGGGCAUUGCAGCAGGAACCGGGCCGGGGAUUAAAAGCUAUGUCAGUGAGAAGUUCUGCUGGAUGUCAUCCUCUAACGGCAUGAUCUGGAUAUUUGUUGUAUUCGUUGUGCUGAUUGAGUUGUUAAACACAUUGAUACUGGUGCGAGUUAUCAAGGAAAUGACGAUAAUGCAGCAUGUAAAAGACAAAGUCAGCGAACAAAUAAGGCUUGGUGUCAGGGCAUGCGUGGUGAUGAUUCCUUUGCUAGGGAUCACGUGGCUAUUUGGUCUUCUUUCGCCCCUGCAUAAAGCGUUUGUGUACAUUUUCACAAUUUUCAACUCUACUCAGGGCUUCUUAAUAUUCCUCCUUCACUGUGUGAGAAAUUCAGAGAUUAGAUCUCGCUUCAAAAGAAGGAUAAACGCUGUCAACCCAACUGCAGAUGAAGUAACAGGCGUUAAGCGAGCUUCGCAAGUAAAUGAAACAAUCAGCGUGAUACUGCCAAGGAAAUUGAAUGUCCAGCCUCCUAAUAACCAUGAAAGUGGCAUUGGAAUCUCUGAGAUCUGAUUCGUCAUCGUAGUGUUGUUCCUUAGCUUAGAUCUGUGUAUAUCUUAAAUUAAGAAAAUUUUAGGUAAGGAUAACCAGCUUCAGAAGGCUCUGACAGCUUUGUAUC
This is a messenger RNA of Pocillopora verrucosa, 2370 nucleotides long. Lineage: Eukaryota; Metazoa; Cnidaria; Anthozoa; Scleractinia; Pocilloporidae. The record is from RefSeq and is a predicted model, not a curated record.